Messenger RNA from Brenthis ino (lesser marbled fritillary), 5337 nucleotides. The record is from the annotation of a GenBank genome assembly. Lineage: Eukaryota; Metazoa; Arthropoda; Insecta; Lepidoptera; Nymphalidae.
AUGUCUAAUACAGUGAUAACUAACUAUACGGACCUUAAUGGACCAUCUACCAAAACCGACAGUUCUGUAGUUGUUAUUGUAAACAAGGACGGAUCCUUGUCCGUAGAUCAAAACUUGCUUGGUACACUAAUGGGGAGUGAUGGAUCUCAGGCUGCAGGAAUUAGUGUAGUCCGGGUUGGUCAUGAAGGCCGCCCUGAUGAUGCUACUGAUUCAGAAAAUGAAGAUGAUAAAGUGCCCCAUGUUACACUGUCUGUGGAUAGUUAUUACAAUGAACCAGACAGCAUUAUAAAAUAUGAUAGUGGUGCAGAAAUGUUACAGUCGCUAAGAAUAGAGACGAGAGAAAACAGUUUGGUUGGGUUUCAAAAUGAUCAUUGCUAUACACCUCUCACAUCACCAAGCCAGGUAUUGCCACAAAAGAGUGAUUCUUAUGCAUCUUAUGAUGAUCCAGUGAUAGAGAUUACACACACUCCACCACCAAAACCUGUAGCAAAUAAUAAAAAAAUCACCAUAUUAGAACAACAAAUCAUACCCAAAGGAAAGAAAAUAUUAAUUAAUUCGGCUGAACCUGGUAUUAUUUUCAAAGGAAAUGAUGUUCUUACUAAGCCUUUGCCUGUCUUAACUAAAACUAAAGUAGUAAAUGAAUCGCAGAAACAUGAAAUUGCAAAAUCUGAAGAAAAUACAGAAUCUUCGUCUGCUAGUUCUUCUGGUGAUAGUAUUCCUGAUAGAGAUUCUGAUUCAGAUUAUAAAGACUCAAAAGAAAAAUCGGGUCCACUAAAAUUAAGAAAGCUAAAAUCCAAACCAAGGAUAUUGAAGAAUCUGCAUAAUGUUAAAGGUGCAAAGGUGCAAAGUAUAGACCCUAAAUUAGCAUCCAAACUAAAAAUCAAUAAAAACAUGAUUAGAAAAGACAUUAAAGAGAAGCUAUUAAAUAAAAAUUCAAUGCUUGAUAAGACGCCAAUGGAUUUAGAUAAAAUGAUUCCAGCUACUAAGUUACAAAUGGUUUCGUCUGUUCUUAGGCAAACUAAGUACACACCUAGGGUUCCAAGGGUGAAUAAAAAAGGAAAGAAAAAGCCUGCUCAUGAGAACGCUCUCAUAUCAGAUAUGACUUCACUAUUUUCAACCCCAGAUGUUAUAAGAAGAGUAUCCACUGAGAAUAAAAUUCAAGCUAAAUCAGAUAAAGAACCUGUGUUACCCAGUAAAAAAGUUAAUGAAAUUGUUAAGCCUAUUGAAGCAAAUGAACUUAAACCUGUUGUUAGUCAACCAGUGGUUUCCAAAUCUGACAUGAAUGAAUUGAAACCUAUGACCGCUCAAAAGACUUAUGCUAAACCAACAAAGAUAAUUGGGAAUGUUGCUGAAAAAACUACUAAAAACUAUGAUCUUAUACCCCAACUUGAUGAUGCAAGCUUAGCCCAGAUACUUCAAGAUACUGCACCUCAGUCUAUGAAGGUUCAACCAAGUAUAUCUAAUGCUAAUGUGAUUAGUAGUCCUGGACUAGCUGGACCACUUUCCCCAACAUUAGAUUUACUUGGUGGCUUACAACCAGAAGAAGAUGGACUUACAGAAGAUUUACUAUUGCAUGUAGCAAGGUUAGUGGAAAGUUCGGAAAAUCUACAAGAAGUGAUAGAUAAACAAGUAUUGGGUAAAGUUGAUACAGUUGCACCCAAGACCCCUGCACCACCCACAUCUUAUCAGCAGACACAGCCUCCCAGUCUGUAUACACCACCACAACCAAAGGUAGCAGUCAAGAGUGCAGUUCCACGGAAAGAUCCUAUAGAGAUAGUCCGAAAAGAUGGUCGCGUGAUUACCUUACCGCCUAUCGAAGCGCCAGCUACAAGGGCUUCUAAACGAAAAAGCCAGAUUGAUUCAACAAUGACUGUGACUGAAAGCAUACCAGUUCCGCCACUAGUUCCAAUACAACCUGUUGCUGCUGUUUCUACUCCAGAACCAACUAUACAACAAAUUUCUAAACAGUACACAAACAAAAAACUAGCAAGAAAACAGGAACACGUAGUACAAACUCCUGCAAUAGAAAAAAAUUCAGUUGAAUCUCAGGAGAGCUGGAAUUCUGAAGAUGAUCCGAACAGGCUAUGGUGCAUAUGUAAACAGCCACAUAAUAAUAGAUUCAUGAUUUGUUGUGACGGCUGUGAAGACUGGUUCCACGGAAAAUGUGUUAACAUCACCAAGGCUAUGGGCCAGCAAAUGGAGGAACAAGGCAUUGAAUGGACAUGUCCAAAUUGUGUCAAGAACACCAAACCUUCAACUAAGAACUCGGCCAAGGUACCAACGCCGCCAAAGGAGACAGCUGGAGUAAGUACACCACCUGCUAUCACAAAAGAGUUUGCCUCAAAAACUACUUGUAUUGUUUGCAAGAAACCCGCACGAGCCAGUAGUAUCUAUUGCAGUGAUGCAUGCAUCCUCAAACACGCCCAAGACUCUCUCGGCCACCCCCCCAAGGCCGACACUAGCGGCAAACCCGAUAAACCUACUUCCGAGUCACGGGUUAUCGUCUAUGAAAGAAAAUCUGGAAGGUUACUCGCUGGUCCGAAUGCCCCUACCGCAGAGAAUUUGAAAGCGUGGUUGCAAAAGAAUCCUACGUUUGAAGUUGUUCGUCCUGGAACGCUGAGCGCUAUUAAGCCGAAUGUAGUACGAAAGAAAUCGAGCAAUGAACCCAAUAAAAUUCAAACCACUCUCAACUUCGCAAGGAUCCCGAAGAAAUCUCAAGAACAGGCACAACCGAAAACACCACAGCCGGAACCCAAGGAAAAGAUGAUCAAAGUAAUUCCGCUACCUAAAGAAGAAAUUAAAACCCCUCCCCCGAAGACACCAGUUACGCCCAAAUCACAACAAGCGCCAAUAUUUGAUACGCCAAAAUCGUCAACUAAAACUUCGAGUGAACAAAAAAAACCAGCUCGGGCGUCCACAAGUAGAUCUCAGUCAUUAGUUGAAAAGCAGCCGGCAGUGUCGCCGUCCACGUCGCGGCGCCGGGACGCGCCGGACAAGCGCGCCAGGAUGACGGACGACCCCGUGCGGGAUAACGUGCGGAAAGCGCUGCAGGAACAGAUCUCUAUCCGCAUGGCCGAAAGCGACGGAUUCAAGUUCACAGAGGAUGAGAUUAUACAGUUCGCCAAUGAUACGGAACAGGAGUUACACGAACUGUUCAACCGCGAUGUCGGUAUGAAAUACAAAGCGAAGUACAGAUCUCUCAUGUUCAAUAUUAAGGAUAGGAAAAAUUUGUCGCUGUGGGAUAAGAUUUGUGAACGCGUUAUUACACCGAAACAACUGGUAAGGCUUUCUCCAGAAGAGUUAGCGAGUCAAGAAUUAGCGCAAUGGAGAGAUAAAGAAGCUAAGCAUCAAUUGGAAUUGAUUAAGAAAUCUGAGAUUGACCUUUUGGCAGCAAGCAAGACAUAUGUUUUGAAAACUCAUAAAGGAGAAGAGGUUAUGGAAACAAAAGAAUCAGUAGCAACAGAGUUGAAUCCAGAUGUACCUGUAGAGGAUUUAGUAUUUGCUUUAAAUGAUGCUGUUGGAGAUGGAGCACCAGAGACAGCACCAGAACUAUCUAAAAAGGAGGAAUCACACAAAAAGCAUGGAAACAAGAAAAAAGAUAAGGAAAGUGAAAGUACAAGAAAAAAUGACAAGGAUUCAAAGAGGGUUUCUGAAAAAAGAAGAUCUAGAUCAUCUAGACGGAAAUAUGAAAUGAAAGAAAAAGAAUAUCGAUCCUCGCGUCGAUCCGAAAGGAAGUCGAGAUCGCGGUCAAAAUCAAAGGACAGAACCAAAGCAGAUCCUAAAGACAAAUCAGAGGUUCGAGAACGUUCAAGGCACAGGUCAAGGUCAAGGGUGAAAAAGAGACAGUCGAGAGAGCAUUCCAGAUCGAAUUCCAAAGAGAGACGGGAGAGAUCGCGGUCCCUUCGGCGCUCGUCGCGGCGAUCCCACUCUAGGGAUAGUAUCAAGCGAAGGAGCUCACGGGAGGAACGCUCCCGCUCUAAACGCCGCAGUAGUGACGACAAGUUCAAACACCGCUCCAGAUCUCAAGAGGCUACUUUGAAUAAGAGUAAGAAUGAUUCCACAGAUUCUGAUUCAAUAGAAAGACCAAAAUCUGCCAUGAUGAAGGAAGCACAUCCUGAGUACGAUCCUCAUGAACCAAUGAUCACAUCAGCAAUCUCUGAAGAGGAUUUGAGGAAAUCCAGGGAGGAUGUGUAUGAGGAUAGUUAUAAGAAUGAAAUAUCAGAGUAUGGCAAUGUGGAAUAUGAUCCCUCGAAGACAUUCUCUAUUGAUGCAAAUGUAACCAUAUCUCCGCCUAAAUAUUUAGAAAAACAGGAUAAGUCUGAAGCUGAAAGUGACCAGGAGCCCACUAGUACAGUGGAGCAUUCUGCUGCGACUGUAUGGAAUGGCUGCAUUAACAUGGUGGAUGUGGCCAGGUUCUAUGUAGCAGCACAUGAGGUUUCAGGCAAUGCCGUAGAUUUAGAAGAAGAUCUCGCACCAGAAUUAGAUAUAGUCGGUAGAAUUAACCCAGACACAGUUUGGGAUUAUAUUAAUAAGAUGAAGCGCGCUAAUAAUAAGGACAUUGUCGUUUUGAAGCUCCAAGCGGCAAAUGAUGAGGAACGCAUGCAAUAUAUCGCUUUGUACAGCUAUCUUAGUAGCAGAAAUAGAUUGGGAGUGGUGAAGGUAUCAAAUACGGCGACCGUUAAAGAUUUCUACAUAGUACCGAUACCAGCGAACACGUCCCUGCCGCCUGUACUGCUGCCGCUGGACGGGCCCGGCCUCGGCGACGCCAAGACCCAUCUCCUCCUAUCUAUUAUCAUUAGACAGAGAAAGAAAAGACUCGCACCGCAUAUACCCAAAGAUAUUGUACCAGCCAAGGUGGCGCGCGGGUCCCGCAAGCAGUCGUACACGCCGCCGCUGUCGCCGCGGCGCCGCGCGCUGCCGCUGCCCACGUACCCCGCCUCCGCCCUCUCUACCUCUGUCAAGGACAAAAUUGCUGCCUCGUUGGCAGCUGCUGAUGACGAUGAAGCUUACAGUCCCGGAUCGUCAUCGGGCAGCAACAGCGCCUCCGCGCCCUCGCUCCCGCCCAACUCUAACACACUUCGAACCAAAAUGGAGGAACUUAACCGCCAAAUUGAAGAACAGAAACAGCAAAUACUUAAAAUGGCACGAGCAGAUUCGUCUUCUGUUAGUGGAGAGAACGAAGCCUACUCCCCGUCGCGGCCGCUGACGCCGCCGGAGCCGGCGCCGGUGCCGCUGGCCGACAUCGCGCUGCCCUCCAACCUGCAGGAGAUCCUCGCCACCAUCAAGCAGCGCUCCGAGCCCGCCGCCGACGUCGACAUGCGCACACUACCCAUGUCC